This is a messenger RNA of Meleagris gallopavo (turkey), 343 nucleotides long. Its product is annotated as feather keratin 1-like. The record is from RefSeq and is a predicted model, not a curated record. Gene Ontology annotation, cellular component: intermediate filament. Lineage: Eukaryota; Metazoa; Chordata; Aves; Galliformes; Phasianidae. Gene Ontology annotation, molecular function: structural constituent of cytoskeleton.
GAGACCCUCCACCCCACAGCCAUGUCCUGCUACGACCUCUGCCGCCCCUGCAGUGGGGGACCCACCCCGCUGGCUAACAGCUGCAACGAGCCCUGUGUCAGGCAGUGCCAGGACUCCCAGGUCGUCAUCCAGCCCUCCACCGUGGUGGUCACCCUGCCGGGACCCAUCCUCAGCUCCUUCCCCCAGAACACCGCCGUCGGAUCCUCCUCAUCAGCUGCCGUGGGCAGCGCCCUCAGCGCCCAGGGAGUGGCCAUCUCCUCCGGCGGCUUCGGCUUCGGAGGCCUGGGCUGCUUCAACGGCGGCAGAGCCCGCUACCCCUGCUAAGGGCCUGCGCCCACACCCU